AUGACUCUUCAAACGAACAACCCACUUCUCCUUCGUGACUUCUCCGUGAAAGACGCAGCCGCCGCUACCCUCACAUUCCCGAAGCCACAGCCAUCGCCAGCCGUCGAGGGUGCUGCCGGUUACUCCCAAUCACCGCCGCCCUUUCCCCUCUCCCGUGCCCUAGUUUCCUAUUACAGUCGCUCCGACGCAGCCGCCAUCGCAGAUCACGCUGGCACCACUCGACUACCGCCGCCUCCUCGCGCUAGGGCAUCUCCAUCUGUUCACGCCAACGCCGAGUUCCUCUCCCGAUCUUGCCGACGUCGAGCUCCUCUCUUUCGAUCCAGCUGCUGUCCGUGGGUUUAUUUUUCUGUCAUUGUUAAUCUUGAUCCUAUAGUAAGAGAAGCGUUUGAUGUGGCCUAUGACAAUAUUAAUGCAUUUCAUGCUGCUCAAAGGAUUCCUGAGAAGGAGAUUGAGAAUAUGAAAGGGGUGAGGUGCAAAAGAAUAGCACGGUGCAUUGCAUCUGUUGGCCUUUAUGUUCCAGGGGGUACUGCAGUCUUACCCUCAACUGCUUUGAUGCUCUCGGUGCCUGCACAGAUUGCCGGGUGCAAAACCAUUGUUCUAGCAACUCCGCCUGGUCGUGAUGGCAGUAUUUGCAAGGAAGUGUUAUAUUGUGCAAAGAAAGCUGGCGUCACCCACAUUCUAAAAGCUGGGGGAGCUCAGGCGAUCUCAGCGAUGGCUUGGGGAACAUCAUCUUGCCCAAAGGUUGAAAAAAUUUUUGGGCCAGGAAAUCAAUAUGUUACUGCUGCAAAAAUGAUUCUUCAGAAUAGUGAAGCCAUGGUUUCCAUUGAUAUGCCUGCUGGCCCUUCAGAGGUGCUGGUCAUCGCCGAUAGACAUGCCAAUCCAAUUCACAUAGCUGCAGAUCUACUCUCUCAGGCAGAACAUGGUCCUGACAGUCAGGUAGUUCUUGUCAUUGCUGGAGAUGGUGUCAAUGUUGAUGCAAUUUUAGCUGAAGUGAGCAAACAAUGUGAUAGCCUUCCUAGGGGAGAAUUUGCUUCAAAAGCACUUGGUCAUAGCUUUGUUAAGUUGCUGAAGAUUCUAAAACAAAGAGUGAUGUUGAGACCUUUUGCACUAUAUGAUCUUGAGAGCUUUGAGUUCUUGCUUCAAAUAGUAAUCUGGUAUAACUUGUUACGAGCAAUAAAUAUUGUAAGUAAGUUUAUUCAAUCUAAAGAUAUGGAUGUUGAUAUUGCGCUCAAUCUCUUACAAGGACUUGAUCGAUUUCUUGAUGAGUUUAGAGAAGAAGGAUUUGCUAGUUCCAUGAAUGAACCUAUACAAAUGGCAAGUGAAGUGGGGAUUGAACCAAAAUUUUGA
Zingiber officinale is the source of this 1347-nucleotide messenger RNA. RefSeq names its product histidinol dehydrogenase, chloroplastic-like. The transcript is spliced from 10 exons. NCBI's taxonomy places the organism in Eukaryota, Viridiplantae, Streptophyta, Magnoliopsida, Zingiberales, Zingiberaceae. Gene Ontology annotation, cellular component: cytoplasm; chloroplast stroma. The coding region runs from base 1 to 1347 and encodes 448 amino acids. Gene Ontology annotation, biological process: L-histidine biosynthetic process. The record is from RefSeq and is a predicted model, not a curated record. Gene Ontology annotation, molecular function: histidinol dehydrogenase activity; NAD binding; metal ion binding.